Trichoderma aggressivum f. europaeum is the source of this 501-nucleotide messenger RNA. RefSeq lists its product as uncharacterized. The record is from RefSeq and is a predicted model, not a curated record. The coding region runs from base 1 to 501 and encodes 166 amino acids. The transcript has 3 exons. NCBI's taxonomy places the organism in Eukaryota, Fungi, Ascomycota, Sordariomycetes, Hypocreales, Hypocreaceae.
AUGGCGGAGGCGGGCAGCAGCUCAAGGGCCACUCUGCGAUCUUUGUCGCCGCCUUACGCAGCAGCAGCAGCAGUCAUGCCGUGCUGGCUGGUGCUGGUGCUGGUGCUGGUGCUGGUGCCGGUGCUUGGAGGCGGGCUGGCUGGCUGGGGAGGCGAAAUAGCGGCAGGGCUGAAGCUAGAGCUAGCGGACUUACAGGACGGACGGACGGACGAUGCGAUCAGAUGGAUCAAUGCAAUUGACGCCGCAAUUAGCAUGCGUAAGCCGAGUCGAGCGUCGUGGUGGAAUCGGAAUGCGCUCGACAUGCAAGGCGGCGAUCCGAGUCGGGAGCGCACGAACAGGGUGUCUUGGCUGGUUCAGGUGCUCCCUGGCCUUUGCUUUCGGGGGGCUGGCAGCGUUCUUGCUCCAGGCGAGAAGGGGCACGGGGGAAAGGCCACGCUGAGAUGGCGGGAAAAUGAGCCCAGAGACGCUGCACUGUCCGGUGCGACUUUGUACUUCGUCUAG